UCAGAAAUAAGGGAACUUCCUAUUCCCAGCAGCCCAUUACCCCAAGCCUGUUGUCUGAGCUUCUGUGCUGGGAGUGCACCAGUGUCCAAGGGGCUGGAGCCCUGCUGCUUAUGAGCCACCUCCUGCCCCUGCCAGCCAGCAGCAGGGCACGAAAGACCCUCUGGGUGCUGCCACUGCGAGAGCAGGUGAUGGGAACAUGAGUGAGAAUGAGGAGGAGAGCCUUUCUCAGGACAGCUCAGCCAUUGCCAGCCCCCAUGGGGCCCUUCCGGACGUUUUCAUGAGGGAGGUUUCCCCAGGGCAUGGCCAGGACCAUGGCUGCGAGGAGCCAGUGAGCGAUUCCCCUGAGCCAAAGUCCGCACCUCCUGGGGGCUGCGAGCGGAGCUUCCAGAAGCGCAAAGACACAGCCGUGCCCCAGCGCACCUUCCUGGGUGAGAAGCCCUACAUCUGCAUCGAAUGUGGCCAGAGCUUCAACCGCAGCUCAGACCUCAUCCGCCACCAGCGGAUCCACACGGGCGAGAGGCCCUAUGCCUGCCCAGACUGUGGGAAGAGCUUCAGCCGCCGCUCACACCUGGUGCAGCACCGUCGCGUGCACACCGGAGAGAGGCCCUACAAGUGCCCUGACUGCGGGAAGAGCUUCAGCCAGAGCACCCACUUGGUGCAGCACCAGCGCAACCACACAGGCGAGAGGCCCUACGUGUGCGCUAAGUGCGGGCGCAACUUCUACCAGAACUCAGGCCUGCUGCGCCACGCCAACUUCCACACAGGCGAGCGCCCCUAUAAGUGCAGCCAGUGUGGCAAGCGCUUUGGCGACAGCUCCAACCUCAUUGCCCACCAGCGGCUGCACACGGGUGAGAAGCCCUACAAAUGUGCUGACUGCGGGAAGUGCUUCAGCGAGAGCUCCAAGCUCGUCAUCCACCGCCGCGUACACACAGGUGAGAAGCCCUAUGUGUGCCCCGACUGUGGGAAAAGCUUCAGCCAGCGCUCCCACCUGGUGCAGCACCGCCGUGUGCACACUGGGGAGAAGCCUUACAAGUGCCCUGAGUGUGGCACCUGCUUCAGCGACAACUCCACCCUCAUCCGGCACCGCCGCACCCACACAGGCGAGAAGCCCUUCCAGUGCCCUGACUGUGGAAAGAGCUUCAGCCGCAACUCCUACCUGGUCUCACAUCGGCGUGUGCAUGUGUGGUAGGCACCACCCAUACCUCUAUCUUGCCCUGCCCUGCCAGCAUGGGCUCAGGACACCCUGAAACACAGUCACAGGGGUGGUGCAAACAGCAAGGAAGCUGUGGCCAUGAUGCUUCCAGUUCCACAGACCUGGAAACCAGUGAAUGUGGCAAAGCAAUCAGCCUGUUUAUUUCUCAUCCUCUUAUUUCAGAGCACAGGUAAAGAUGCCACCAGGUGGUUCAGCUCUGCAAGCAAUCACUGUAGGCUGCAGGUGUGUUUCACUCACCCUGCUGGUGGCCUCCUCUCUUUGGCAAACAUCCCCUACAGGGAUGAAGGAUAACUUCUGUCUGUCGGCCAGCCCCCUGCUAUACUUUUGAACCCACACACAAGCAUACCUGACUGGCAGCUCAGAGAGGAGCCCCCACUCUUUUCAAUCCAGUGUCAAUGCUGAGGUCUCACCAUGAAUCAUUUUAAAUAGUCAUAUCUCUGACUGUUUUACAGUUGCUUUAUUGUACUGAAACUAUCUGGCUGAUCUGUUGAGCUGAUAUGGCUGGAUAUCCUAGAAAUGAGAAGUUGAAAAGACUUGUAACUUCUGUGAUGUACUAACUGGUGCUGUAACUGGCUCCAUGACUUCUGUGCCUGUCUAGAAGGGUGGUGAAUACCAGCAGCAGGGCCAGGAGAGGGACACUACAGAACUCCUACCUGUGCUAAAGAUGCUGAGAUGAGCCUGGGGUUUGGGAAACUGUUGGACAUGGAAACUUGUGACUUUCUUGUUCUACAAAACUCACUACUGUCCAAGGGAUUGGGACUCCUCUUUGGAUGUCUGACGCUACUUCUUGACUCUCAAGAGCCAACAAGAAAUUAUUUUCACAUAUUUAAAAGCUACAUUUUGGGAGGGGGAGGUAGGGGAGCAUGGAGCUUUGCUUGCAGUUUCUGGAGAGGAAGGGACCUUCGUAUCCUGCUGCUCAGGGAAGAAGAGGAGAAACUUUCUAGGCUGGAGGCUUUUGUUUGCUAGGUACAAGGAAAUGGACGUCUGUGUUCACAGCUCUUUCUUCACAAACCGCUUCAGACCAGUGACUUUUUGGUUUUUACCUCCCCCAGAGUCUGACUAGGGGAGUCACCUGAAUGCUGUAUGGAUCCAGAACCAUCAGUGUCUCAUUUGAUCAACAGACUUUUGAAAGGGGAAAAGCACAUUUCAGUCUGCAGGCUCACUGUCAGCAGGACUGAAGGAUUUAGGUCAAAGGGUCAGCUAGGACUGAGUGACUUUUAUUGGUCUAACUAUUCCAAUCUCCACAUUUCAAAAAGAAACCACAGUGAAGGUCUCUGAGUGCCUGCUGCAUGGCUGAUGUGAUGAAAGCCAUUCAAAGCUGAGCAACAGGGCCUGCUAUUUGAGGAAGUCCCCGCAGGCUCGGCUUGCCUGUGAGUGGAGUUUGCUUUUAUGAAACUGAACCAAUCCAAGCACUGAAGCAGAUAAAGGGAACUCAAGCCUGUGUCUCCCAAUGCAGAAAGACCAACUCAAAGGAAAACCCUGGCAUCGAGAAUCUGGCUUCAAAGAAGCAGUGUCCGUUCCUUCCCUGAAUGCUCCUUCCCCUGCAGCUCUCAGAGCAUAUCAUAUCCGUCUACAGGCUUUGUAAAGUGCUGUGUACAUUUACCAAUGCUCUAAAGAUAUUGGUGUGAAUUUAUUUCUGGUUAAAACUCUUUAUAUCAACUUAUUUAAAACUGUGUGCAGAUUCAGUGUGGCCUUAGGGGUCAUGGCCCAUCGUCUGUGUAGGUGUCAGUACAGCUAAGGCUGCUUGCAGCUCUUCUGAAGACAUCAUCAGUGGUGUCUCUGGAAUGUUGUUCUGUGCAGGAUUACAUUUUCUUUGGUUCCUUGUCACCCAGCUGAAAUCAUUAGCUGCCCCAUGUCCAGUUCUCCCCUCUGUGUGAUCAUCUGGCCUGAGAAGUGGGGGAUCUGAGCACUGCCAUUUCCUUGCUCUUGCAGAGUUUACGAGGCAUGUUCUGGGCCUAACAGGAGAAUGACUGCUUUUGGGGUCCACACCUUCCCAAGCAGUAUCUAGGAGACAGGCACAUGAGUAAGUCUAUAAGGUCCCUGAAAACUACAAGGCCCAUUCCCUGGGAGGCUGGGCAUAGGGUCCCAUCCAAAUGGGGUGCUGCCUGUGUCCCCCUACCACCAUUGGUCUCUUCUUUCUGGAUUACAGUUAGAUGUUACUGGAAAAAACCCUGGAAAAAGAUAAAAUUUCCUCAUUUAAAAAGAAAGCCCUCAGGGGCUCUGACAUCCAGGUAUGCUCUACGCCAGCUGUUAUUUCAGGUGCCCAGGUCCUCCUGCCAGAUUCAUGGUGCUCUUUCCUGCUAUGCUGUUGGUGCUUAGAUACUGCAGUGACACGAAGGCACUUUAGAGAUACCUAAGACAGAUAGAUGAAUGGAUGAAUAAUAUCUCUUAAAUUAAAUCUCUCUUCCCAAUGCUCUGGGUUAUCCCGUCUUGUUUUCUCCCCAGUGCAACAUCUGAA
Alligator sinensis (Chinese alligator) is the source of this 3671-nucleotide messenger RNA. Its product is annotated as zinc finger protein 239-like. The record is from RefSeq and is a predicted model, not a curated record. Gene Ontology annotation, molecular function: DNA-binding transcription repressor activity, RNA polymerase II-specific. NCBI's taxonomy places the organism in Eukaryota, Metazoa, Chordata, Crocodylia, Alligatoridae. The coding region runs from base 197 to 1189 and encodes 330 amino acids. The transcript is spliced from 2 exons. Gene Ontology annotation, biological process: negative regulation of transcription by RNA polymerase II.